UGAGGACAUGUCUGUGCACGUCAGAAUCAAACAACACCCCCUCCUUUAAACUCGUUUAUGUGUAAUAUCGUACCCGAAGAGAAAACGGCUGGAAUUUCAGUUUGGGGGAAUUUAAAUGAAAGUCACGAAGGUGUCAGCCAUGAAGGAUGGACUCUAAAACAUCAGAUUAACUUCACAGCACAGAAACGACUAGUUGAAUGCAGUCUAAGAUGAUGCUGCCCUUGUCAAGGACAAAUGGAACAUAACGUUGUGAAGGAUGGGUGGUGCUGGUGUUAGCAGAAAUGUUAGAAAGCCAGAUAAACUAGUUGUAGUAGUUGGUGAGGAAGUAUAGUUAAGAGAGCAACAGAAUUGGCUAAUAUAGUUGUAAAAUCAUUUGCCUUCUGUGUUGAGCUAGGGAAACUGUUUUGACAGUUAAUACAGCAGAUCAAAAUAAUUGGCUGAUGGAGUACAGUGAGAGAGUGCUGUGUGGGACAGGGGAGGUGGAGCUGGACCCCAACAUUGUGAGUGAAGAGGCAGGAAAACUUUAUUCAGAGCUACAGACAGUUAUUGAGACCCAUGGUGAAGGUGUGGUGGAGUCGCUGGUACCCAUAUUUGUGUGGGUACUGGAGGGGCUGGCCAGCAGCAAAGCCCAGCUGAGAGACAGGGAGGAGGAGGCGGAGAGGGAGAAAGCUGAGCGAGAAGAGCUGCUGGAGAGAUACCAAGCAGAGAGAGCACUCAGGAAAGAAAGUCAAGAGAGAUAUUUGGAGCUAGAUGACCAAAUUGAACAAGAGAGGAGAGCCAUGAGGGGGAGGGAAAAGGAGAGAGAGCGGCGGGAGAGAGAGCUAGAGAAGAAAGCAAGAGAGCAAGCUGAUCAGUUGGUGGCCUUGGAGGAGCAGAAAGCAAAUCUGAGUAGAGAACUGAGCACAUUGAGGCAUACUCACAACAAGCUGGCUCACACAUAUCGGGAACUUUUGGAAAAGAGAAAGGAUUCUGAAAGAGAUUCUCCUUUAAGGAAUCAUGUGCGUCCCAAGAAUGCUGAAUUUCCAUCCAACCAAGUCUUGUCAGAAUCCACUGUGAAUGAAAAGAUGAUUCAAAGACCACAUUCACAUUCUGGUCCCCCGUGUUUGGAGGAUCUAUUAGCCAAAGAAGAAAAGGCGAUUGACAUUGCAUUAAAGCCCACCGCAGAUCAGUUUAUCAAUGACAUCAUAAGCUCCACUCCUGAGCUGAGACAAUUUCAUGGCAGUGUGAAUGCAAGCACCCCAGUUAGACUGAACACCAACGAGCCACCGAGAAAUGAGACGGAGACCAGCGUGGAGGACGAGAUGAGGGCAGUAGAGGAGAAAGAGGGAGAGAAGAUGUCCAAAGUAGAAGAGGUGCAGGGAGGAGAGAGGCAGGAAAAAGAUGAGGAAGAGGUGGAGGAAGAUGAUAGUGUGGAGUGGGAGCUGCGCAACACUGACUCUGUGUUCUCUGAGCUGUCAGAGCUGAGUCUGGAUUAUGUGGAGAGUGUAGACCGAGGGGCCAGUGUCAGAGGCAGUGCAGACCAGUUUGAGGAGAUUCUUUCUCAGUAUGAGGAACUGAAAGUCACCCAUGAGUUAGUAGAAGCUGGCCGUAAGGCUUUGAUAUCUCGGGUAGAAGAGCUCACUGAUGACCGUUCAGCUCUUAAACUGGAGUUGGCCUCUCUUCAGGAAACACUCUCACGAUUGGAGGGACGGAUGAAGGAGAAGGAGGAGGAAACUAAGAGAAUUCGGAAAGAACUGGACGCGUGCCAAUCUGAGGAUCCUGAUGCCUCUCUACCCGCAUCCAUGCGCCACUUCUCUCGUUCUGAAAUGGCUCGUGUGGUCAUGGAGAAGAACCAAUACAAGCAGCGUCUGUUUGAGCUGCAGGAGGCUGUAAGACAUAGUCAGACACUCAGAGCAUCAAAGGAUGAGAGGUUAACUGAGGACAAAAGAUUAAGUGUUUGGAGAAAGUUCAACCGUUUGUUUGGUUUGUCCAAGGGACCCUUACUCCCACCUUCUGCUUCUGCAUUUGCCCUGCCAACUUCUCCAUCACUCCCUCGCUCUCCUCUGGGGUCUCCACAACUACCGGCUGCCAGUCAAACUAAUGCUGAAUCUGCUUCUCCUGCUGCUCUCUCCCCUCGUGUCAGGAGGAGAGAACUCUACAGAGAAAUUCGCUCCCACAUUUGGGGAUCACUUGGAAAACGGCAGAUACACGGCUGGAGCACACCGCUGGCAAUCACACAGGAAUCUCAUGAACCUGUCCCAGAGCCUAAGGAUGUGCCUGUUCUAAUGCAGCUUAGACUGCUGGAUCAAAGAGACUCCACAGCUAAGCUGAACUGUGCGGUUGCAGUCACCCCUGAGAUCUCAGGAGAGGCCACAUGUUCUGUGUGGGUAGUUUCUGGCCCUGCCUCCUGCAGUGAUAUUACAGUGAUUGAUCCAGCACGGUCCAACACCGUCUUGGAUCAGUUCAGCCUCCCUCCCACAGCUCCUGCUCUCUGCAUCUGUGCUGUGCCACCCAUAGGUGACACUGCAGGAACUGUGUGGAUUGGAACUCAGGAAGGAAGUAUACUGGUACACUCAGCCUCUGCUGGCAGGAGGCGCUGUCUGCAGUCUGUUUCUCUCUCAGAAGGUGUUUAUUCGCUAACGGAUUCCCAGGGUCAAGUCAUAGCUGGUUUAGCUGAUGGGACUUUAGCAUUUUUCUCACACAGUUCAGGUGGCUGGAAUCUACAGUCACACUUGGUGAUGCCUCUCGGCUCAAACCCUUUGCAGCCCAUUCGCUGCUGCCUUGCAAAAGGUGGCCGCUUGUGGGUGGGAUAUUGGAACAAAGUCCAUGUGGUUGACAUUGACAACAAGAAGGUUGAGCAAACAUUCUCGGUCUCUGAGCGCAGUGAGCAGCAGGUUCGUUUCCUGUGUGCUGGUGGAAGUGGUGUUUGGACAUCCUGCCGCCUUGACCCAAUCCUCAGACUGUUUGACUGGUCCACAGGCCGGCCACUACAGGAAGUUGAUUUUACUGCUUUGGUCACUAAAACAUUAGGCCAAGCCUUCCUGACACUCUCACCUCUCCAGAUCUCGUCUCUUACAAUCAUCUCUGGCCGUCUGUGGGUGGGCACAGGAGGUGGUGCCAUUUUCUCCAUUCCAUUAUCCAUAACAUCAGAGGCCAUCUCCAUCCCAUAUUGCUCCAUUUCAUCAGCCCAGCUGUGUUACCAUGGACAUAGACAAGCUGUCAGGUUCAUCAUAGCUGCACCUGGUUGUUUGAUCGUCUCUCCUGGCUGCACUGUCACUACCUCUCAGCUUAUCCUCAGUGGAGGAGAGGGCUACAUCAACUUCCGAAUGGGAGACGAUGCAAAUGAGGGAUCGGUUGAAUUGUCCCAAGCUACACCUCAGCGGUCUGAACGCAGUCAAAUGAUCAUCUGGCAGAAUUCCACCCCCUCUGUUCCCAGCCCUGCCCUCUGACAUCAAUCAUCUCCUAGUUCUGCCCUUUUUGGAAUGAGAUAAAGACAUAGCACAUGUGUCCUGUACACCAGCAAACCUAGAGACAACAUUGGAAAUGGUGCUUUCAUGGAACUGAAUGAACCAGCAUCUCAAUGUGGCAGCAAUUAAAGUAUCCUCUAGAAAUGUAUAUUUGAUACAUGCUGUUUCAUCCUUUUUUACCUCAUUUUUUUGUACAUCUAUCUUUUGACUGGAAUAUCCUGAUGGAUUUUGAUGCCUUACUGUGUGCCUUCGUCUGAUUUCAUAUAAUUUCUGUAAAACUGGUCAGUAAUUCAGAUGCCUGAUUAGCUUAUUUCUAUCUUUGCACUAACAAUACAUUUAGUCUCCCUGACAAACCGCUUCCUGAUACAUUUUUCUACCAGACCAUGCAGAGUUGUCAUUCUUAUCUUCAUUCCACCAGGUCUUUCUGUAUUAUGUCUUUUGAUCAUAGCCUUUAACUUAAUGAUGUGGCUGCUCAUGAAGCUGCUGUGUCCAUACUUUGUUGUUAACUGUGAACUGGAACAGGUUUUGAUCUCUCAGCGUAAAGACAAUCACUUUUUAUCUCCUGAUGUAUUGAGAUUGGGAAUAAUUUAUUUGUUAUUGUUUUUUUGUGGUUUUCUUUUUUCAAAUUUAACCCCUCCACGUUGCAUAUAGUGUAACUACAAACUACACAUUUUAAAUGUGUCUUUAAAAGUGUCCUAUGCAGUAUUUAUGUGCAAUUGCAAGUUUGCACUCAUGUUGAUGUAAUAGAAUCUACUUAUCUUUCUUGGAAAGAAAAUGAAGACUUGAGCAUUUGUUCUGACCUGACUCAACCUUGUGCAAACAUGAUUAUUGUCAUUAAAAAAUGUCUUCAACGGUU
This is a messenger RNA of Perca fluviatilis (European perch), 4302 nucleotides long. RefSeq names its product C-Jun-amino-terminal kinase-interacting protein 4. Gene Ontology annotation, molecular function: MAP kinase scaffold activity; kinesin binding; JUN kinase binding. The coding region runs from base 441 to 3428 and encodes 995 amino acids. Gene Ontology annotation, biological process: vesicle-mediated transport. Gene Ontology annotation, cellular component: cytoplasm. NCBI's taxonomy places the organism in Eukaryota, Metazoa, Chordata, Actinopteri, Perciformes, Percidae. The transcript has 28 exons. The record is from RefSeq and is a predicted model, not a curated record.